Molecule: messenger RNA, 1026 nt
Organism: Penicillium mononematosum
Lineage: Eukaryota; Fungi; Ascomycota; Eurotiomycetes; Eurotiales; Aspergillaceae
Exons: 3
Coding region: 1-1026 (341 amino acids)
Source: RefSeq, a predicted model, not a curated record
AUGGCAGACACUAGCAGAACGGAGGCUCAAGGCCUUCAUGACCUAUGCCUCUCUGCCUUCACUGCAGAGUAUAAGCAAGACCAUCAGUCUGCUGCCUCCCUUCACAGGUCAUCAGUCGAGCAUCUUGCACAGGCCCUCCAGAAGACCGGUGUAUUUGAGCACGACAAGAAGCGAGCACUAAGACGGAAAAUCAAGAUACACGAAGGUCGCCUUCGAAACCUAAACGUACAACAUGCUGCCCCUUUUGUGUUAGUGGUCCCUCAGAACAGGCAGGAUAUAAUCGAGGAGCAGCUUCAGCGAGGGGCUGCAAAAAUUGGUCUGGAGGAUAUAGCGCUAGGAAAGCUCAACCGUGAUCGCGUUCAAAAUCCGAAGGCGAAAAUCGAACCCUUUUUCCAAUAUCUUGUGAAACCACCUCUUUCGUUUUACACGCCAAUGGUAGACCUCUCUGUUCCCAAUCUACGGUUCGACAUCACCGGGGAUGCUGAGAAUUCGCCUUUCAAAAUCUCCCACUGGUGCUCCACCAAGGUCAAACUCACCGGAAGUGAGGAUAAUCUAUACAUUUGUGAUGGACUCAAGCGGAGAAAGCGACAAAUACCAGGUUUUCGGAGAUAUCCCCAGCCAUACAUCACAACUCGCGUUGGGCCAGCUCGCUGGAAUUUUAGCGGCCGCACUUUGGAGCAUACAACCAGCUACGGAAACGUGAUUAAGGAGAAAUCAGACCGCAAUACCGAAUGGGCACCACGGCGCUUCACAUUCGGAGGGCGUCGUUUUGUCUGGAAACCUGACCCUGCGACAGGCCGUGAUGCCGAAUAUCUCGUCGAGGUUCGCUCCGAACGGCCAAAGGCGGGCAGCAAAACAGGCAAGAUUGAAGACGAGGUGUUUGAGACGAAACUGGCGUGGACGAAUGGCUACAGGUUUUUCAAGGGUACUCAGGUUGAGGUCGUUGGUGGACUUGAUCCGUUCUUCCGGGAGUUUCUGUUUGCCAGCCAAUGCACGCGAUACCUGAUCGCGAAGUUUGGGCACUAA